AUGAAGCUGUUCAUUGCUUAUGAACUCGUAGCUUGUCUUAUCCAAGAUCCCAAAAGCAAAAAGACGAGACCCCGAAAUUACCUAGAGGUCCUGGAAGGCCGCGUCGCCAGCCUUGAGGGCCGUGACGACAGAUCCUCUUCAGGCACGACACAAUCUCCACUGGGCCCCGUAGAUGGAAGCACCCCGUCAACUCAACUGACGCCAGACAAGGGCGAAGGAACCAGCGACUUGUCAUCUAGAGUGGGCAUGUUGGACUUUCGGACGACACAGAUGGAACCCCAGUAUCUCGGCUCAUCGUCUGCGUUUGCGUUUUCUCGCAUCAUCAACUUUUCUCUCAGUCGAGACCUGCCCAGUGAACCUACACUGGCUAGCCUCAGCAAUAGGCAUGCAUCGCCGCCGUCUCCCUGCCUCUUGCCAGAUUACGAGGUCGCUCUGACGCUUAGCAAUGCCUAUUUCAAGCAUAUCCACCCACAGUAUCCUUUUCUGCAUGAACCGACCUUUAGAGCUUGGGAGGCAAGACACUAUGGUUCAUCUCAUGACGUGACCGAAAUAGGAUUUUCUUCGUCGCCAUUGUUCUUCCUUAAUAUGGUGUACGCCGUUGCAUCUCUUCUCUUGCCGAACACUCAGUCUCUGGCCGAGCAAUUGUACAUGUCCGCCCAGCUCUUUACCGACAUAUUAUCCAAGGACAACCUCGAGUCCAUUCAAGCCCUACUAUGUUAUGCUAUGUAUUCUCUUCGCUCGAUGGACGGACCAUCCCUCUGGAAGCUAUCCGGCCUUGCACUUCGUCAAUGCAUCGAACUGGGCUAUCACCGAGGCAUCAAGCGUCUUGCACCCACCGCAAACCCACUUCAACAAGAAAUGCGCAGAAGAGUCUUCUGGGUUGCGAAUGGAAUUGACUGCACCGUGGCCUUGAGGCUGGGACGGCCGCUGGGUAUCCCAAUUCAGGAGAUCGAUGCCGAGUAUCCGUCAGAUGUUGACGACUCUGCCAUAACUGAAGCUGGCAUCACCAGUCCGCCUCGAACUCACCACAGCCAACCAGCGACAACAAUGUCCACUGCCAUCCACGUGUUCAAACUACGACAUAUCUGGGCCCAAAUACACACCUCGCUGUUUUCAGGCGCCUCACGCCCAGAUGUCGAACAUGGUGCCUGCCAUCCACGCAUCAGAGAGUUACGGGCAGACUUGGACACCUGGCUGGCUGAAGCUCCACCUUCACGGCCAAGGCAAGAUGAUGAUCUGUCCAUCUUCUCUAUAAGCAAUUGGUAUGAACUUAACUACAGCUACACCAUGAUGCUCUUGUAUAGGGGCCAAUUAGCAGAGUAUAAAGAUUCAAACAGACAGGUUUUUGAGGAGUGUAUCCAGGCUUCCAGGAACAUCUGUCAAUCUUACCGUCGGCUCUAUAUAGGGACAGCAGUUAGAUAUACGUGGGGGACCCUUCACUGUCUUUUCUUAUCUGGUUUGACAUACUUGCAUUGUCUGUGGACGUAUCCUACAGUCUUGGAGUCUGUCCGCCCGGAGGAUGUCAGCAAAACAUGCACCGACUGCACAAUGGUGUUGGUGGCGAUUGCUGAGGGUUGGCAAAGUGCGGCGCCUUACCGCGAUACCUUUGAAGCCCUUGCAAAUCGUACUAUCGCCAUGGUGAUCAACAAGAGUCGCUCAGCCCCAAGCCCGGCUCCCCCGUUAGGCGGGGUUGAGAUUGAGGAUGAUGACAACUGGAGUCAUUGGUUAACUGACAUGGCGGAAGCUGGAGUGUUGGAUGGAGUUGAUGGGCUGUUGGCAGGAUUUAUAAGUGAUUUUGCGACGCACCCAGACUAUUGA
This is a messenger RNA of Fusarium vanettenii 77-13-4, 1818 nucleotides long. RefSeq lists its product as uncharacterized. The record is from RefSeq and is a predicted model, not a curated record. The coding region runs from base 1 to 1818 and encodes 605 amino acids. Gene Ontology annotation, molecular function: zinc ion binding; DNA-binding transcription factor activity, RNA polymerase II-specific; sequence-specific DNA binding. NCBI's taxonomy places the organism in Eukaryota, Fungi, Ascomycota, Sordariomycetes, Hypocreales, Nectriaceae. Gene Ontology annotation, biological process: DNA-templated transcription; positive regulation of transcription by RNA polymerase II. The transcript has 5 exons.